Centruroides sculpturatus (bark scorpion) is the source of this 751-nucleotide messenger RNA. RefSeq names its product techylectin-5B-like. Lineage: Eukaryota; Metazoa; Arthropoda; Arachnida; Scorpiones; Buthidae. The record is from RefSeq and is a predicted model, not a curated record. The annotation marks the transcript as partial. The transcript has a single exon.
GUAUUAAUGAGACGAGGGGAAUUUGGAAGAGAUAAAGAAAUAACGUUCAAUCAAAAUUGGAACAGUUACAAACACGGCUUUGGAGACUUCGAUGGAGAAUUUUGGCUGGGAAAUGAUAAUAUUCAUUUACUUUCGAAUGAUGUGAGGAAUGAUUUGCUGAUUGAAUUGAAUUCUUUCAACGGAAAAUCGAAAAAUUUCACUUUCAGAUCAUUUUAUAUCGAAAAUGAGAUUCAUGACUAUAGACUUCACAUUGGACAACCCCUAAAUAAUUCACCAAAAGUUAUGCAUGAAUUUAAUAGUAGACCGUUUGUUAGCUACGACAGGAUUAUGGAUCAACCUGGUAAUAACUGUGCUGCAUAUUAUAAGGGAGCUUGGUGGUACAGAAGAUUCUGUCGUUAUCCUGAUUUAACCAGUGAAAGAAUUGACCCUAGCGUUGAUAGAGUUCCAAUAAAAGGAAUGCAGUCAGUACUUUGGAGAGAAGGGGGUUUAUUGAAAUCUGCUGAAAUGAAAAUUCGUCCAAUAAAUUUUCUCGUUUAAAUUUAAACCGAAGCUUCCAAAGACUUUAAAACAAAUUUUUAAAAUCUUGUGAAUUCUUAUAUUUUAUUUCUUUUGAAAAAAACAGUAUUUGUCUAUAGUUGAAUAUAUCUUUUUAUUUAUAUAAAAAAUAAUCAAAUUUAUUACAAAUUUGAUUUAAAUAGAAUCUCGUUUUGGUUGAAUUGUAAUGGAAUUUCUCAGUGUAAGAGAUUUUUGU